AUGGACACUACAGCCUCAACAACACCAAAACAACCACAAAUCUCUGAAAUGUUUUCAAAAUUUGCACUAGCUUUCAAGACUAAAACUUUCGAAUUCUUCGCUGAUGAAACCACUAACGCCGAUGAAAUCUCCGACGCCGACGAGGGCUUCUCCCUCCUUGACUCCGCAGAGGAUUUUAUCCCUGACCAGAAAGUCAUAAUCUUGAAACCUGACCAACCCUUGAAUCAAAAUCAAGUCAUUUUGCCACAGCAGGAGUUGACAGUGAAAAAGAGUGAGACCCAGAUCAAGCCUUUGAAUACCCAGCUGGUUAAUACUCUAAUUUCUUCAGUUUUUGCUACAGUUUCUUCAUUUGAAGCUUCUUAUUUGCAGUUACAAACUGCACAUGUGCCUUUUAAUGAAGAGAGCAUUACAGUAGCUGAUAAGGCUUUGGUUUCAGUUCUUCAGAGAUUGUCUGAUUUGAAGCAAGUUUAUAAGGAUUUGCGUAAGAAUCCUGAUUUUGGUGGUGAUUUGCCAGUUGGGUCUUGUUCGGAAGCUCAAGUAGAAGAGAAUCAAAGCAAGUUGAGAAUUUUGGGGACGGUUUCUAAUAGCUUGCAAGCAGAGAUUGAUCAAAGAGAUAGUGAAGUUUCGGCCAUGAAGAAGAAAUUGAGUGAGGUACAAAAGUCUAAUUCUUUAUUGUCUAAGAGGUUGUGCAGUAGCUUGAAUUUGAAUUUGAAUUUGAAUUCUGAGGUUUUGUUGACUGUUAAGGUAUUUGAUUCUCUGUUAAGUGAUGCUUGUAGAACAAUGCAUAAGUUCACUAAGGUUUUGGUUGAUUUAAUGAGAAAAGCUGGGUGGGAUUUGGAUAUGGCGGCGAAUUCUGUUCAUCCUGAUGUUGAUUAUGUGAAAAGAGGGCAUAAUCGUUACGCAUUUUUGUCGUAUGUUUGUUUGGAGAUAUUUAAAGGUUUUGAUUUAAUAGGGUUUGGCUUGGAGAGUGCGGGUGAAGUUUUAUGUAACGGGCAUGGCUCGGAUUCUGUUAAGAGUAAUAGUUCGUUGAAGCAAUUACUUGAGCAUGUAUCUUGCAAUCCUAUGGAGUUGCUAAGUAGGAAACCUACGUGUGAGUUUUCGAGAUUUUGUGAAAAGAAGUAUCAAGAGCUUAUACAUCCGACAAUGGAGUCUUCAAUUUUCAGCAAUUUGGAUCAAAAUGAAGCUGUGUUGAAUUCGUGGAGGUCACUUAGUAUGUUCUAUGAGUCAUUUGUUAACAUGGCUAGUUCUGUAUGGACACUUCAUAAGCUGGCAUUUUCUUUUGAUCCUGUUGUCGAUAUUUUUCAAGUGGAAAGAGGGGUUGAUUUUUCUAUGGUGUAUAUGGAAGAUGUCACGAGGAGGUGCACCGUGCCAAGUAAAACCAGGCUGAAGGUGGGGUUCACAGUGGUUCCAGGAUUUAAAAUCGGAAGAACAGUUAUCCAAUCUCAGGUUUAUUUAUGUGGCCUGACAUGUACAGAGUAA
Molecule: messenger RNA, 1479 nt
Organism: Dovyalis caffra
Lineage: Eukaryota; Viridiplantae; Streptophyta; Magnoliopsida; Malpighiales; Salicaceae
Source: the annotation of a GenBank genome assembly